AACAUAGCAACCAAAUAACAAAAAUCGAACAAACAAGAAAUCGACACUACAACAGUUUUCUGUUUGUCUGAAAAAAUCGUCAGUAAAACAAUGAACGAUGGACACCUGGCCGGACUCAACAAGGAAACAAUAACUUCAAGUGACAUCAGUCGACUAGAGGCACUGUUUUACGAAAAUGUACACUUGGAAGAGCUGUACAAAGUGAGAAAUGAUGCCAAGUUACGUGCGGUGCUGUCAACUAAAUCUUACGAUGAAUUCAAAAACAUAGUGGAUGCUGCUCACUUAAGACCAAUUACCAAACAUGAUAAGACGAAUGCGGACACCAGAAAUCGACUGUGGAACACCAGUGUGAAGGAUAAAUGAAAAAUGAUUUGGAAAAGGAUUCAAAAAUAAAACUUUAAAUUGGUGACGAA
Molecule: messenger RNA, 413 nt
Organism: Bradysia coprophila
Lineage: Eukaryota; Metazoa; Arthropoda; Insecta; Diptera; Sciaridae
Product: dynein axonemal assembly factor 19
Biological process (GO): epithelial cilium movement involved in extracellular fluid movement; determination of left/right symmetry; inner dynein arm assembly
Cellular component (GO): outer dynein arm
Source: RefSeq, a predicted model, not a curated record